Molecule: messenger RNA, 252 nt
Organism: Leptosia nina
Lineage: Eukaryota; Metazoa; Arthropoda; Insecta; Lepidoptera; Pieridae
Source: the annotation of a GenBank genome assembly
AUGACAUCAGGCUGGGCCGUGAGGGUCGUGUUCGGGGUGAGAUAUGCCUCAGAGGUGUCAGAGUGGGGGGGAGAGGUAGAGGUCGGAGGUGUCUGUGAGCGUCCGCUCGAUCACGAGCUUGGUGAGGCGUCCCGCGUGCUUGCAGCCCGAUCGGGGGACGUACAGCGUGGUCCUCGUCCUCGUGGUUCGCUCUACGCGCACACUAUUUGGAGUUUGGAGGGAGUUUGGGGAUUGGAGGGAGGCAGAAAAUAA